AUGGCCACUCAUGAUGAUAGAGUGAUACGUAUGGCCACUCGGAUGCGUGGAUCAGGUGCACGGAAUCUACGAGCAGCUGAAUUAAACUUAUCAAGUCCCCGAGGAGUAUUACAAAUGAAAAAAUGGCAGAUAAGAUUACUUAAAGAAGAUCCCUCCGACAAAAAUGGAAAGUCCCUGUUAGGAUUUGAAAUCCAAGUACGAAAAGAUGAUAUAUCACUGACUUCUGAUGAUGACUUUGAAUUUGAAAAUGAUGGAAAUGAUACCCGAGGAUUCAACACUUCAAGAAUAAGACAAGUGAAAGUGUCAGAUAUUCUGAUUGAUACAGUUACCGAAGCUGAAACUGAUAUUAAUUCCGAUUUCCCUGAUUUUGAAAAAGCUGACCAAUCUAGUAGUCUACAAGUAAGUUCCUCACGAACUCCAGGAAUACUUACUGGCAACGAUUCGAUUAUGGGACCACCCAGCAGACCAGCUAGGAUACAAAUGCUGGACGUCAAUUAUACGGAGGCGGAUCAAGGUUCCAGGACUGGAGAUCUGGAUUAUCAUGAUUUCCGAGGUGACGAAACAUCAGAUAAUUAUUUUACUGAAGUUGAUGAGACAUAUAAAAUACGAAGAUCUGGUGAAGUUGGGGAGACAUAUAAAUUACAAAGGUCUGCAUUAGGAAUAAUACUGGAAGAUGAUUCGACUAUUCAGUCUGCUGCAUGGAGGUAUGGUUCUGAAUCAGAGAGUAUUCCUAGGCUAGCGGAUCAGAACAAUGACUAUCGUGACCUUAUGGGAGAUGAGACUUCAGAUAAUUAUUUUACUCAAGCUGAUGACGAAUAUAGAAAGCGUGUGGGUAGAAGGAAGGAUACUUCUGAAGAUGAUACAUUAUUACCACUACGACAGGCAAUAAGGGCCGAUUAUCAAGAGGAGCCCAAACGAGAUUUUAUUCUUCAGCCGGAGCUAAUAAAGGAUGCACAAAUCUUUGACGAAGCUCCAGAGCAGGAUUUUGCCUAUAGUGAAGAUGAACAGGAAAUAAGCGAUAAGGAAAACCGAGAGCCGAUAGAGGUAGGGGUUGGUCAGAAACGAGGCCUAGAUACAAUCCUAGAAGAUGAACCAUUAGCUAAACAGCCACGCAUAGAGGAAGCGGAAGAGGCACAGCCUCAACCAAUACCAUUAAAUGAAACUACUAUUACUGGACGGUUUCAACCUAUGGUGGUUGAAUUGGAUAGAUUAGUGGACCAAGAAAAUCCCGACGAAACACCAACUGUGAAUUUGUUAGAUAUUUUAAUUCAUUUUAUCAAAUUAUAUGAACCGACAGAAUUCCCCAACACUAUUGUGAAUCAAGAAGCAUUACAUGCUCAAUUUAAAAAACAUGCCUUAUUUUUCAUUGAUAAAUUACUUGAUUUGCAUGCAUGCAUUAAUGAUAUGUCCCAAGAUAUUCUCUACAUUGAAAGGACCAAACAAAAGUAUAGAAAUCUAAUUUUAAAAAUACGGAAAGAUCAAGCUAAUGUUGAUAAUCAAUUAAACAAACUACGUGCAAAUAUUCGUGCAAAGAAUCAAGAACGAGAAGAUAUUUGUCUUGUUAAAGAUAAACUAGAAUUUUUGAAACUUUCGAUUCAGAAUAGAGACUUGGGUCAAGGUGAAGGAAAAGAUGCUUCAGUUAAGUUGCUAUUGAAUAAUAUAUCAAAGAUGGCUAGUCCUCAAGUGGGGUUAUUGCCGAAAUUGAAGAAUAUCAAUGCAAAAUUGGAACGGUUGGAACGGCAAGUAUAG
Molecule: messenger RNA, 1749 nt
Organism: Hemisphaericaspora subhashii
Lineage: Eukaryota; Fungi; Ascomycota; Pichiomycetes; Serinales; Debaryomycetaceae
Exons: 2
Coding region: 1-1749 (582 amino acids)
Source: RefSeq, a predicted model, not a curated record